Amphimedon queenslandica is the source of this 942-nucleotide messenger RNA. RefSeq names its product tigger transposable element-derived protein 6-like. The record is from RefSeq and is a predicted model, not a curated record. Gene Ontology annotation, molecular function: DNA binding. Gene Ontology annotation, cellular component: nucleus. Bases 1 to 942 code for a protein of 313 amino acids. Lineage: Eukaryota; Metazoa; Porifera; Demospongiae; Haplosclerida; Niphatidae. The transcript has 4 exons.
AUGACUGUGAGUGGAGAAUGUGGAGAUGUCAGUGAAGCUACGGUUACUGGGUGGCACGAUAGGGUGAAGUCUCUGAUUGCUGGUUAUUCUCCCGAAGAUAUAUGGAACACAGAUGAAACUGGUUGUUUCUACCGUGCACUUCCUGAUAAAUCUCUCUCUGAUAAAGCUAAACAAUGUAGAGGAGGAAAGAAGGCCAAGGAGAGGCUAACCAUCUCUCUUUUUGCCAACGCAGCAGGUGGGAAAGAAGCACCAAUAGUAAUUGGUAAGUCUGCUAGUCCCAGGUGUUUUAAAGGCCUAAGAAAUAAGAAAUGUCCACAUGGAUUACCAUACUACGCCAAUAAAAAAGCGUGGAUGAACAUAGAUGUCAUGGAUGAAGUCAUUUUACAGCUAAAUAAAAAAAUGGAUAAGUUUUCUAACGUCAAAGUCAUCUUUCUUCAUGCUAAUACCACUUCAAGACUACAACCUCAAGAUGCAGGCAUUAUAAAAAAUUUUAAAGUUAAGUAUAUGAAGAAAGUACUUAAAUAUAUGCUAGCCAGAGUAAAUGAGGAGGAUGACACCACUGCUUCUACUAUUUGUAAAUCGGUUGAUAUUUUAAUGGCUAUACGAUGGAUAAAAGAAGCUUGGGAAGAAGCUGAGAAUGAUACCGAUGACGACCCAUUUGCUGAGUUGGAUGAAUUGGUUACACAAGUAGGUACUACUGAUGGUAUCUCAGCUGAGCAAUAUGUAGAUGAUGAAUCAUAUCUUUCAACCAGCCUUGGUAUAGAUAUUGACGACACAACUGCUGAUUGGAGAUGCAAUUUGAGAUCUGCUGUUGUUAUCGAAAAAGGGCACGAAAAAGCUGCUGAGUUACAAUCACAAGUUCUCUCGACAUUACAAGACGAAAAACUAAAGAUAAAACUAACAUCUCAGUUACACCAAACUACUCUUAGAGACUUUUAUUGA